AUGUCUAUGAAAACUAUUGUUCAUUUACCAUCUGAUUCAAUUGAAGAAGUUAUUAAGAAUUUAUUUACUAAAUUACAUACUAUGAAACCUUCUAUAUUUAAUGAAAAUGCACAACCAUCAGAUUUUGUUUUAAAAGUUAGAGGAUUUAAUGAAUUUAUUAUUCCUUAUAAACGUGAUGGAAGUAAAUAUUGUUUAAGUGAUUUUGAUUAUAUUAGAAAAUGUAUUCAUCUGAAACUACCUAUUGAUGUAGUUUUAUUUAAUAGAGAAAAUAUGCAUCAUAAUUUAUGGAAUGAAAAUACUAUUAAAAUGAUGAAAUAUUUUGAUCAAUUUGUUGGAAAUAAUAAUUGGAAUCUUAUUCAAGAUGAAACUCGUUGUCUUUCUCAAAGAGAAUGUCAAACUCCUGUUUGUAUUCAAAUUAUUUCAGCAGAAAGAAUUAAACAUUAUAAAAUAACUAAAUUAAAAGAUGACAGUGAAAUAGUAAACCUUGAAGAAGAUUUAAAAAUUUAUAUUACUGGUUCAUUACAUUAUGGAACUCGUUUAUUAGUUAGACAAGAAUUUACACCAGUAUAUCAAAUUAAAGAAGGUAAAUUACAUUUAGAUUCUCCUAUAAUGAUGACAUUUAAUAUACUCAUAUCAACUCUUCCUAAAGAAACAAGACUAACAUUAUCAAUUUAUAUGACAGAUUCCCCUAUUAAUUUACAAGUAUUAGAAAUUAAUAAAAAAGACAUUUGUUUAGCAACUAUUAAUUGUAAAUUAGUUGAUUAUAAUGGUUAUUUUAUGAAAGGAUUAUUUAACGUUGGAAUGUGGGAAAGAACUGAACCAAAUCCUAUUAUGAUGUGUUGUGAAAAUACUUCUUCAAACACCUGUAAAUUACAUUAUCGAAUGAUAGAAUUUAAUAAACCUGUUAAAAUGAACACAUUUAUUGCAAAUGAACAAGAGUUAAAUACUAACAUAACAGGUUCUGUUAAGAUUGAUUCUGAACAUACACUAAGAUUUAAAUAUGCUGUUGAAGCUGAUCCAUUAACAGUACUUAGUCAAGAGGAUUGUAGAUUAUUAUGGACAUAUAGAUCUUUAGUAAUGAAAACAAAACCCCGCUCUAUAGCAAGGUUAGUUUCUGCU
This is a messenger RNA of Entamoeba nuttalli P19, 1119 nucleotides long. Its product is annotated as phosphatidylinositol 3-kinase 1, putative. The transcript has a single exon. Gene Ontology annotation, cellular component: cytoplasm; plasma membrane. NCBI's taxonomy places the organism in Eukaryota, Evosea, Mastigamoebida, Endamoebidae. The annotation marks the transcript as partial. Gene Ontology annotation, molecular function: 1-phosphatidylinositol 4-kinase activity. The record is from RefSeq and is a predicted model, not a curated record. Gene Ontology annotation, biological process: phosphatidylinositol-mediated signaling; phosphatidylinositol phosphate biosynthetic process.